UCUGAGACGGGAACCUUGCUUGAGCCCUCAAAUGCUGAAUUGCAGUCAACCUUCGGUGCUUCAGUAAUGGCAGAAAUUUCAGAGUCUACGGAACUCGCCAGAAAAGACAGCGUCGAUGUUUCGGACUUCGACCCCAAGACCAUGCGUACCACGAAGCCUGGACUCAAGCGCCUUUACCUCACCCUUUCAGUUCUCUUCUCAUUCCUCCUAGGUCUCCCUUUCUUAUGGAAAUCCGUGGAAAUCUAUCGCUCGCCACUUCCAUUUCGCGACAUCGACGCGCUCUCCACUCAAAUCGAAUCGAAUCCUCUGCAGUUCCCUUGCCGCUUUCAAGCCAUCUUCGUAGGGUUCUCUAACCUCAAUCCAAGUGACCUCCACCUCUCCAUACUCAACCAAAUUCACAAACUAACCAUCAAUUCCCCGCAAUGUGGCACCUGCUCGAACAACUUCACAUUGUCGAUCUCCGUGGACCCCGACUCGAGAAUUGGCACCAUCGAUUUCAGUCGCGACGAUGAUGAUGUCGAUGAGGCGCUGGAGAAUGCGCUGGCAGGUGGUUCUGAUUUAGGUGGCAAGGUUUACAGUGUCCUGGUAGUGGAUGGGGUUGGUGAGAUGGAGGGGGUGAGGGCUGUUGUGGGUAAGUACAGGCACGCGUGGAUCCUUGGGAAGGGUUUGGAAACUGAGGCGGUAACGGUGAGGGUGGCGGAGAUCUUUGUGAAGGUUUUUGUGAAUGGAGGGAGAGAGGAAGGUAUGAUUCAUGGCGAGUUCAUGCCAGUGGGUGCAGAUGGGAAGAUCGUUCUUUCGUUUAAUCUGCUUAAUGCAGAUCCGCGUGAUUGGGUCUAUGAUUGGGAUUUUCAGACUAUGGAUGAAAUUUUGUUGGCUCCUGUGGUUGAAGCUUUGAAUCCUAUUGCGAACAUAAGUGUGGAAAGCCAGGUCUUAUAUCACACUCCAAAGGCCUCAUUUUCUUACUGGGAUGAUAAGUGGAAUAGCUACAUCUUUAGUACGAAGGAUCUUCCUUUUUUUGUAAAUUCAAAUGAGUGGCACCUGGAUACUUCCAUUGCAGCUGGAGGGCGGUCUAAAGUAUUGCAGAUUGUGGUAUAUAUACCUUCUGCAGAUGAAUCUCCUCUUCUUCUACAGCUUCCAGAUGGAGAGAUUUCCAGGACAAAUAGCUUUAUAUCUCCAAUGUGGGGAGGUGUUAUUGUUUGGAACCCCCAAGACGUUUCAAAUGAUUCUGAAAGUAAGCUUCCUGACAGGCAUAACAUUUCUCGUCAGGAUCUUCAGAAGAUUUUUGAAAUUUUUAUGGGGCAGUUCCGGCAACUAUUUGGUCUUAAAUCUGAUAGUCUUUAUGUUGGCCAAUCGGGCAAAUCCACUGUAUUGGCUUGUGACAGAGGCUUUUCAGAAUGGGAAUUGGAUGUGUUGUCGAGGCAGCACACGUGUUUUAAUCUACAUUCAAGUGCUACAACCCUCGGAUCUCUUUCCAGAUUGGUCCAGUCACUGCCAAGGAUGAUCAUCAUGGAUGAAAUAGGAAAGCAGGUGAAGUUUUCACUCGAGGCUGCAAAGUUGGCUCAAAGCAAUGCCUCUCUUGGAGUUUAUGAUGCUUCAGCUGUUUCGUCGAGGCAAGCAAGAUCUUUGGCAGAGGAUGCAUUUUUUCACCCUUCUAUCAUGUCCGUCAGCUAUUACUCAUUUGAGCAUUGUUUCGCUGUCUACUCGCCUUUCUUCUUGCCGGUAUCAAUGCAUGUUAUCCUGGCGGCUCUGAAAGAAUGGAGAAGAUACAAACAAGAAAAGCGGAAGUACCUGGCAUGGCAGGCAAAGCAAAGGUAGCAUCUCAAGAAUUUCCCUCUAUCUGGCAAAUACAUGGAGCAAGACUGGUAAUUAGCAGGAAUGUUAAACAUGGGCACUUUUGGAAUGUGGUUCUAGUUUGCCUGCUAUGUGGACCCAUUCAAUGACACUUCACACCACAAUUAUGAUCAGGUACUCAUUUCUUCUUUUGAGGAAAAACGAAAAAAGAUCUGGCAUUAAGUCAUAGUUUUAAUUUUGAGGACUUCUGUAAAUUAUUGACAUUUUUGUGAUUAAAUCAUAGUUGCUUGUGAAAGUUUGUGUGUGUUUAUUAAGACAAUUACGAACCACUCUUUCCCAAG
This is a messenger RNA of Tripterygium wilfordii, 2132 nucleotides long. RefSeq names its product GPI transamidase component PIG-S. The transcript has 13 exons. Gene Ontology annotation, biological process: attachment of GPI anchor to protein. Lineage: Eukaryota; Viridiplantae; Streptophyta; Magnoliopsida; Celastrales; Celastraceae. Bases 67 to 1815 code for a protein of 582 amino acids. The record is from RefSeq and is a predicted model, not a curated record. Gene Ontology annotation, cellular component: GPI-anchor transamidase complex.